Exophiala bonariae is the source of this 648-nucleotide messenger RNA. RefSeq lists its product as uncharacterized. The record is from RefSeq and is a predicted model, not a curated record. The transcript has a single exon. Lineage: Eukaryota; Fungi; Ascomycota; Eurotiomycetes; Chaetothyriales; Herpotrichiellaceae. Bases 1 to 648 code for a protein of 215 amino acids.
AUGGAGGAAAACGAAAACCUCAAGUCUCUUGUAAAACAGAGCUAUGAUGAGAUCGCUCAGCACUAUCUAGACUGGUCGGCGGAGCAUGAAUCUCCACGCGCUUCACAGAUCCAAAACCUGCUUGCCAAAAUCACCAAUCCGGCAGAUGCACCCGUUCUUGAGUUAGGAUGUGGUGCAGGAAUCCCAGGAACAGACCUUCUUUCACGCAAGUUUCGUAGCGUCGUCGCAAAUGAUAUCUCUGACGCCCAGAUCGACCUUGCCAAAAAGAACAUCUCUCCCAAGAAUGUCCAGUUCAUCGCCGGAGACAUGAUGAAACUCACAUUUGAGCCUUCCCACUUCGACGCCGUGGUGGCAUUUUAUUCCGUUAUUCACCUACCAAAAGAGGAACAACUGGAGAUAUUCAAACAGAUCUGCUCUUGGUUAAAACCUGGAGGUUUUCUGCUGUGCAAUCUGGGCACAACGGAAAACCCCGGCGGCACUAAGCCAUGGCUCGGUGGUGCUCAAAUGUACUGGAGCGGAUUUGAUGCCGAUCAAUAUCAGACGCUACUUACAGAACGAGGCUUCUCUCUUAUAAAUACCGAGAUUAUAUCUGAUAAUGAAGAUGGUAGGAUGGUCCCAUUUCUGUGGAUUCUGGCGCAGAAGACUUAG